AUGGCUUUUCUUUGGAAUUGUGAGUUCCUUGCUACCUCUCCCAAACUCACUAUUGAAUCAGUGCCACCCAUUGUUGCUGAAGGGAGAAGCGUUCUUCUACUGGUUCACAACCCCCCUGAGAAUAUUGCAGGCUUUGUAUGGUUCAAAGGAACGACUACGAUCGAUAACUUUGUGGUUUCCCAAUAUACGCUGUACAAGAAAUUGACUGUGUGGGGGCCUGCAUAUGGGGGCAGAGAGACGUUGUACAGUGAUGGAUCCCUGCUGCUUCAUAGUGUCACUGUGAAAGACAGUGGAUUGUACAUUCUACGUAUUCUGUGGACAGACAUGAGAAGUCAAGAUGCCCAGGUGCAACUCCAGGUGGACACUUCCCUUUCUCCAUUCUGUAACCUUCUAAAUUCUUCUCAAUUCACGAUCCAACCUGUGCCUCGGUAUGCUGCUGAAGGAGAAGACGUCCUGUUCCAAGUUCACAGUCUUCCAGAAGACCUGCAAUCCUUUUCUUGGUACAAAUUAGAGGACAAGAACCUGUUCCAUAAAAUUGUAGAAUACAGCAGAGCCAUGGAUUCUAUCUCCUGGGAGCCUACACACCGAGGAAGAGGAAUGGUGUACAAAAAUGGAUCCCUGAUGCUCCAGGGUAUCACAGAGAAAGAUGCAGGAAUGUACACACUAUCAAUUUUAAACAAAUAUUUCAAAGUUGAAAGAGCAUACGUGGAAGUUUAUGUGAAAAAGAAUGUGACACAGCCCUUUGUGCGAAUCUCUGAUACUAUGGUCGCAGGACAUAGAUCUGUGACGUUCACCUGCAUUUCACCUGACACUGAUAUCUCCAUCCGUUGGAUCUUCAAUAAGCAGAAUCUGGAGAUCACAGAGAGGAUGACUCUGUCCCCGACAAAGUGUGGACUCAGAAUAAAUCCUGUCAGGAUCGAGGAUACUGGAGAUUAUCAGUCCUCCCUUUUAUCCUUAUGGCACCUGCCCACCACCGAACAGUUUCCCAGCGAUUCAGUGCCAGCUCUAGUGGCUGAAGGAGACAAUGUUCUUCUCCCUGUACGUAGUCUGCCGGCGAAAAUUAAAUCUAUAACCUGGUACAAAGAGAUAAGAAAUGAGACAAAAGAAAUUGCAGUAUAUACACUGCGCAAUAAUUUAAAUAAGCCAGGGCCGGCACACAGAGGUAGAGAGACAAUAUAUCGCAAUGGAUCUCUGCUGAUUGAAAAGGUGAACACGAAGGACACAGGAUUUUAUACUCUACGCACCCGUAAUAGACACGGGAAAAUUGUAUCAACGUCAGUCAAGUACCUCGACGUAAUACAGCUUACUACUAGCUAUAUAUGGUUCAAAGGAAAAAUUGACCUCAAGAACCUUGUGGGUAUCCAAAAUGUACGAGACAGGAAACCAACACUGUGGGGGCCUGCAUACAGAGGCAGGCAGAUAAUGAACAAUGAUGGAUCCCUGCUGAUUCAGCGUGUCACUCGGAAAGACAGUGGCUUUUACACCCCUCGAUUUCUGAGGGCAGAUGCAAAAACCGAUGACGUGCAAGUGCAACUCCACGUGGACUCCUACCUGCUAUCCUUCUGGCACCUGCCCACUGUUGCCCAAGUGGCCACUGAAUUAACACCACCCCUAGUGGCCGAAGGAGAUAACGUCCUUGUCCUUGUCCACAAUCUGCCAGAGAAUCUUCUAGCCUUAGCCUGGUUCAAAGGACUAACAGACAAGAAAAAAGGAAUUGCAAUAUAUGGAUUUCACAAGAAUUUAAGUGCAACAGGGCCUGGGCACAGUGACAGAGAGACAAUAUAUCGCAAUGGAUCUCUGCUGUUCGAAAAGCUCACCAAGAAGGACACAGGAUUCUAUACCUUGAGAACCUAUAAUAGACUCGGAAAAAUCGUAUCAACAACAUCCAUAUACCUCCACGUGCAUGCUUUCCUUUGGAACUGUGGGCGGUUCACCACCUCUGCCCAACCCACUAUUGAAUUAGAGCCACCCAGUGUUGCUGAAGGGGGAAGCGUUCUUCUGCGAAUUCACAAUCUCCCUGAGAAUCUUCAAAGCUUUGUCUGGUUCAGAGGAAUAUCUGUGUUCUGGGAACAUGAGAUUGCCCGAUACAUAAUAGACAGCAAGUCAAGAAUUACGGGGCCUGCACACAGUGGCAGAGAGAUGUUGAACAGUGAUGGAUCCCUGGUGCUUCACAAUGUCACACGGAAUGACACCGGACUGUAUACCCUACGAAUUCAGGGUACAGAUAAGAAAAGUGAAGAAACCCAUGUGCAACUCCGGGUGGACAGCCCCCUUUCUCCAUGCUGUAACCCUCUUGCCUCAUCACAAGUCAUGAUCCAACCAGUGCCUUUGUAUGUUGCUCAAGGGGGAACUGUUCUUCUCCAAGUCCACAAUCUUCCGGAAGAUUUCCAAGCUUUUACUUGGUACAGGGCUGUGUAUCGUGUUCCAUAUUAUGAAAUCGUCGAAUACAGCAGAAUCCUGAAUACCCUCACCUGGGGUGAUCAAUAUAGCGCAAGAGAGACUGUGUUUUUCAACGGAUCCCUGCUGCUCAGGGACAUCACUGAGCAAGAUGCAGGAAUGUACACACUAGAGAUUUUGAAAAAGCAUGUGGCUCAGCCCUUCGUGCGAAUCACAAACAGCGUAGUCUCAUCACACAGAUGUGUGAUCUUCACCUGUGUUUCACCUGACACAGAUGUCUCCAUCCGUUGGUUCUUCAAUAACAAGAAUCUGCAACUCUCAAGGAGGAUGACUUUGUCCCCCACAAAGUGUGGACUCAGAAUAUGUCCCGUACGGAUGGAGAAUUUUGGAGAAUAUAAAUGUGAGGUCUUCAACAGAGUCAGUGUGAAGACCAGUCUCCCAGUCACGUUUCACUGA
Cricetulus griseus (Chinese hamster) is the source of this 2853-nucleotide messenger RNA. Lineage: Eukaryota; Metazoa; Chordata; Mammalia; Rodentia; Cricetidae. The record is from RefSeq and is a predicted model, not a curated record.